Clupea harengus (Atlantic herring) is the source of this 449-nucleotide messenger RNA. It is a transcript of the gene fam131ab, whose product is annotated as protein FAM131A-like. NCBI's taxonomy places the organism in Eukaryota, Metazoa, Chordata, Actinopteri, Clupeiformes, Clupeidae. The record is from RefSeq and is a predicted model, not a curated record. Bases 60 to 449 code for a protein of 129 amino acids. The transcript has 5 exons.
GUUUUCGCGGCGCGGGGACAGCACACCUAACGACGGUCAAUGUUGACGACACUGAAGUCAUGCUGCCCAAAUCCAGGAGAGCGCUCACCAUUCAAGAGAUCGCUGCACUCGCAAGAUCGUCACUACACGGUAUCUCUCAGGUUAUGAAAGCCCACGUGACCAAGCCCACGGCGAUGGCUCAGGGUCGAGUGGCCCACCUGAUUGAGUGGAAGGGCUGGUGCAAGCCCACCGACGCGCCCAACUCCCUAGAGAACCACCUCUCCACAUAUUCACACCUCACCGAGGGAGAGCAAGAGGCACGCUUCGCCGCAGGAGUAGCAGAGCAGUUUGCGAUAGCGGAGGCGAAGUUGAGAGCCUGGUCUUCAGUAGACGGAGAUGAUUCCAUCGAUGAUUCCUAUGAUGAGGAGUACCAGCCAGCCAACGAGCCUACCACACAAAGCACAGUUUAA